Messenger RNA from Hemisphaericaspora subhashii, 1473 nucleotides. It is a transcript of the gene ECM14, whose product is annotated as putative metallocarboxypeptidase. The record is from RefSeq and is a predicted model, not a curated record. The transcript has a single exon. Gene Ontology annotation, biological process: proteolysis. The coding region runs from base 1 to 1473 and encodes 490 amino acids. Gene Ontology annotation, molecular function: metallocarboxypeptidase activity; zinc ion binding. NCBI's taxonomy places the organism in Eukaryota, Fungi, Ascomycota, Pichiomycetes, Serinales, Debaryomycetaceae.
AUGUACUCGUUAUCAAAAGUAAUUAUACCAUUAAUAUUUAUAAUAAAUAUUGUAGUUGGUUUACAAUUUCCAUUUAAUUUAGAUUCAUUACUUAAUCAUAAUUUAGCUGAUGGUCAUUUACAUUAUUCAACAUUAAAUCCAGAAGAUUAUCCAAUAGAUUUAUUAAAAUAUAAAGAUGAUUAUGUAAUUAGAGUGAAUUAUAACAAUCACAAAGAAUUACGAGAGUUUUUUAUAAAGAGUAAAGAUGAAUCGAUUAAUGAUACCAAGAUAAAUUUCAAUAAAUGGGCUCGGAAUAAUCAUUUAAAUCAAAUUGAUAUACAAAUUAAUGAAGAGAAUCUUGUUAAAUUAAUUGAAAAAUUCCCAACGAUUGAAUAUGAAAUUAUAAUUAAGGAUUUAGCACAAAAAGUCUAUGAAACAUUCCCACAAGACUACAAGAAACCAGCAACAUCAAUAAAGAAUUCGAAAUAUCAAUAUCAAUCCACGGAAGAUGUCAUCAAAGCAACUAAAUUAAACAUCUUUUCCGAAUUAUUCUUUAAAGAUUAUCGUCCUUUGGAAACAAUCGAUGCUUGGUUAGAAUUAAUCCAAUCAUCAUUCCCCGAUAUAAUUCAAAUUGAACAAAUUGGUCAAACUUAUGAACAUAGAAGUUAUGACGUUGUCCAUUUCUCCGUGCCCAAUAAAGACAUCGAACAUGGAGAAAGAAGAACCAUUGUCAUAACCGGUGGAGUCCACGCCCGGGAAUGGAUCUCCGUCUCAUCAGUAUUAUAUUCCAUCUAUGAAUUAUUACAAUUCUAUUCCAUAAAUCCCACAUCAAAAAUCUUCAAAGAAUUAGAUUUCUUAUUCAUCCCCAAUGCCAACCCGGAUGGAUAUGAAUAUACUUGGAAAACCGACCGACUUUGGCGGAAAAACCGUCAAGAAACCACCCACCCUCGUUGUUUCGGAAUCGACAUUGAUCAUUCUUAUGACUACCAUUGGACCCGGUCAACCGAUUGGGCCUGUGGAGAAGAAUAUAGUGGCGAAGUCCCCUUUGAAGCCAUCGAAUCAAGAAUUUGGGAAGAAUAUUUAAAUAACACUAAUGAAAAUCAUAAAAUAUGGGGAUAUAUCGAUUUACAUUCAUAUUCCCAAGAAGUCCUCUAUCCUUAUGCAUAUUCAUGUAAUCAACAACCUCGAGAUGAAGAAAAUUUGAUUGAAUUAGCCUAUGGGAUAUCAAAAGCGAUAAGAAUCCAACUGGGGGUGAAUUAUAAUGUAUUACCGGCUUGUCUUGAUAAAGAUGCCGAUAUGAUGCCUGAUUUGGGAGCGGGGUCGGCGUUGGAUUAUAUGUAUCAUAAUCGGGCUUAUUGGGCUUAUCAAUUGAAAUUGAGGGAUAGUGGAAGUCAUGGGUUUUUGUUGCCUCCGAAAUAUAUUGAACCGGUUGGUAGAGAAAUUUUUGCUGGGUUCAAAUAUUUUUGUUAUUUUAUCUUGAGUGAUGAGAGAUAG